Messenger RNA from Aureobasidium musti, 1077 nucleotides. The record is from the annotation of a GenBank genome assembly. NCBI's taxonomy places the organism in Eukaryota, Fungi, Ascomycota, Dothideomycetes, Dothideales, Saccotheciaceae.
AUGUGCAAAGACGAGCUCCACGAACUACUUGUCGCAUUACCCAAAUGCGAGCAUCAUAUCCAUAUCGAGGGUGCUCUAACCCCUCAUCUUCUCUUUAAAUUUGCUGCAAGGAACAACAUUGACCUUGUCUCAAUUAAUAAUCAUGAUGAGGCAUAUACCAACGAGGAAAGACUGCAGGCACGUUACGGAUCCUUCACCUCCCUCUCUGACUUCAUCCGGUACUUCUCAUCCGGCAGCUCUGUUCUCACAACGGCCGAUGACUUCGAAGAGCUAGGCUAUACCUACUUUGUCAAAGCACACGAGCAGAAUGUGAAGCAUGCAGAGGUCUUCUUCGAUCCUCAAGCCCAUACUAGUCGUGGCAUUACCUAUGAUACAGUAGCACAAGGGCUGUCACGCGCGAAACGGCGAGCGGAACAAGACUUCGACAUGACUGUUGCGUACAUCCCGUGUAUAUUGCGCCACCACGGUCUGCAGAGCGCAACAAAGAUGUUCCAGGAAGUCACAGACGCAGGUCACUUCGUGGAGGGUAUUGUGGCCGGGCUCGGUAUGGCCGGCGAUGAACUCGUACAUCCUCCCGAGUACUUCAAGCCAGUAUUCGAUGCUGCAAGGAUAGCUGGGAUACGACGCACUGCACAUGUGGGUCAAGCAGGCCCUGCGACAUUCGUAUCGUCUGCCCUUGAACAUCUCAAAACCGAAAGAGUCGAUCAUGCAUGGAUUGCAAAGACCGAUAGUCAACUGAUGCAAAGACUUGCCCAGACUAACACGCUCGUUACGCUUUGCCCGAUCUCGAAUGUCAUGCUUGGCUUCAUUGGCAGCAUUGCGCAAGCACCCAUUCGGGAGUUCCUUGACCAAGGGAUUCGAUUCAGCAUCAACAGUGACGAUCCGGCAUACUUUGGAAAGUACGUCCAAGAGAACUACUGCGCUGUCCAAGAGGCUUUCGAACUGAGUAUGUCCGAUUGGAACAAGAUCGCUCUCAAUGCUGUGGAAGGAUCGUGGUGUUCAGAUCAGCGGAAAGGGGUCCUCAAACGACAGGUUGCUGCGGUGAUCUCACGCUGGCAGGCUGAACGAGGUGCAUAG